Messenger RNA from Selaginella moellendorffii, 3958 nucleotides. Its product is annotated as symplekin. The record is from RefSeq and is a predicted model, not a curated record. The coding region runs from base 201 to 3836 and encodes 1211 amino acids. NCBI's taxonomy places the organism in Eukaryota, Viridiplantae, Streptophyta, Lycopodiopsida, Selaginellales, Selaginellaceae. The transcript is spliced from 25 exons.
AGCUCUAGGGCUUCAAUUGGAUAUGGCGGCAAUCUGAUUUGCAUCGAUCGAGCAGCGAACACAUUGAGAUCGCGGUUCAUCUUUUGGGUAGGGCAUGGAUGCGGGAAUCACGCGGUAGAGAAGAACAGGGCCCAAGAAGUAACACACCAAUGCGCAGUUAAAAGAGAGCAAAUUGUAGGGUUUUUGUGAGCGCCGGCUCAAUGGCAGCGAUGAUGGCGGUGCCUCCCGAGGCCCGCGAGCGCGCCGUGGCGCUCCUCCACGACGCCCAAUUGCAUCCCGACGCCGCGGCCAAGCUCGAUUCUCUCCGGGAGCUCAGGGAGCUGGCGCUUCACAGGGAGCCGCGGCUUCUCCCGGAGCUCCUGCCCGUGCUGCUGGAGCUGCGCAACGAUCGCGCCAGCGCCAUCCGCAACUUUCUUGUCGAGAUCAUCGAGGAGGUCGGGCUCAGGCAAGUGGAGUAUGUUCCGGUGAUGAUGCCAGUGCUCUUGACAUUGCUCCGGGGCGAGCCGGCCUUUGCUCGGCGUGCUAUCACUGCUGGUACCAAUUUGUUUCGCCACACCUUGGAGUAUGUCUUGUUGAAGGGGAUUUAUACGAGGCAAGUGGAUAAGUUCAUGCAAGAUUCUUGGAUUUCAGUUCUUCAGUUCAAGGAGUUUGUGUAUCCCUUUGCUCAGCAGCAUGGCAACGACGGGGUACGUUUGCACGCUGUGAAGUUUAUCGAGACUGUGAUUUUGCUCUUCACUCCAGACCCUAGUGGUCCUUCGCAGCCACCGCUACCGGAUCGACUCGAUGGAACGUCAAAAGGGAUAAACGUGUCCUGGAUAGUGUCUGGCCAUCCACUCUUAGAUGCCACAGCCAUGGGUCAAGAGGCGAGCAAAUCGUUGGGAUUGUUGCUGAACCAGCUGCGGCAACCUGACGUUUCGGCUCUUCCGGGUCCCGUCGCCAUUGUCAUCGUGAAUAGCUUGGCAGCCAUUGCGAAACGAAGACCGUCGUUUUACGGGCGCAUCCUUCCUGUGUUACUUUCACUGGGACCAAGUUGUGAAGCGAUCAAAGGUGGUCAAGUGGCCAGCGUGGUUACUGCCUUGAAGAAUGCCUUUGUCCAGCUUCUAAAAUGCACGUAUCCUGCGGCAGCACCGUGGCGCGAUCGUCUCACUUCGGCACUGCGCCAGAUGAAUGCCGGAGACGUUGCAGACUUGGCAGUCGAGAGAAGCAGCAGGGGUGGCGAAAGAGAGUCGAGAGAGUCGAGUUCCCGCUCCAACCGAGUAAAAGAAGAGAGACAGGAUCCACGAAACAAGAGACCCCCACCGCAAGAAAAUGGCAAUGACGAAGAAAGCUAUGGAAAACGCUUGCGGACUACUCCGCCGCCCCCGGUUCAGCAGCAUUUUCACCCGGAUGCAUCCGGAUACGCGAAUGGAGCGGGUCUACCUCCCAUACAGCAGAUGAUACAGAUGUUUGAGGCACUUGCGGCCAAAGGAGAAAUCGCUUCGAUCGACUUGCUCAUGUCGAGGCUCCCUCCUGAUACUCUGGCUGAUGUCGUGAUUGUCAACAUGCAAAAUCUUCCACCGUCUGUUCCUGCGGACUUCAUGGACAAGCCGCAGCUAUUGCCGCCGCCUCCGCCGCCCCCACCUAUCGAGCCCGUGGCUAUGGAUGGCAGACGAGAUCCACGAAGGGAUCCCCGCCGUAUGGAUCCCCGUAUGGAUCCCCGUCGCUUACCAUCGCCAGGUCCUCCAAUGGUGAUGCCAAAGCAGGAGGACUUACAGCAGCCAGGAGUGCCUCCUGUUUUCAGAACUGUGAAGGCAGAGCCCGUGUCUCCGCCUGUGAUGAACAGCAGGGAUCCAAGAGCUUCCUUGAAAGCUACGUCCGUGAAAAUGGAACCGACGUUUACGCACGUAAAGUCAGAACCGGACGAGGAUAUGGGGAUUCGGACCAUCUCAACGAUGUAUGGUGCACUGUAUCCUUCUAGUGAUGCCCUUGACGAUAGACAAGAAGCAGGAACUUCCGGGGCUGGUUUGUCCAGCUUCCUUCCUGUGGUGACGUUAAGUAAUGAGCAACGGGCGACUCUUGGAAACUCUGCGUUGACACGCAUAUUAGAAGGAAGCAAAUCAGUCUCGGCCGCUGGUGGUGGUGGUUUGAGGAUCGCGUUAUUAGCGCGUCUGACUGCGCAGUCGGCUGAGGCUUUGAAUACUUUACAAAAGCACAUACUUGCGGACUAUGCGAAUCAUAUGGGUCAUGAACUUGCGCUACACGUUUUCUAUGAACUGUACCUGAUGCACAUAGCUGGUGGAGAUAGUAUAGAGAAAUACGAAAACUUUUUUGUAUCUUUGGUAAGCUUAUAUUCAUGCAAGAAAUUUGACAACGUUGUCUUCAAACAGAGCCAGGGGUUGAAAGAUUCGCUACCUCCGUCAGACAAGUCUUUGAGCAAGCUGUUGUGCGAGAUCCCGUUGUUUCCGGAGGGAGCAUUUGCGCUCUUAGAAAGUCUUUGUAAUCCGAUCAAUGAGCCCAAUGGUGAUCGCGUUACACAGGGCUUAAGCGCUUUGUGGAGUCUCAUCUUGCAACGUCCGGCAGUUCGGGAGAGGUGUUUAAAUAUGGCUUUAGAGUGCGCUGUGCACGAGGUCGAUGACGCUCGAACAAAGGCCAUUCGUUUGGUUGCAAAUAAACUGUACCCUGUGACCUUCAUUUCACAAAAAAUUGAAGAGUUUGCCACUAAAAUGCUAUUAUCUGUUGUAAAUGUCGGAGGACAUAAUGUAGACAGUGAAGCUCAGGAACGGAGCACGCUACAGGAAGUUGCUCCCGGCGAUCAAGAAGCGAAUGCAGCCGACGGCGGGGGAACCAAAGCAGAAGCCCAACGUUGUAUGUCACUUUAUUUUGCUCUUUGUACCAAGAAACAUGCUCUUUUGGGCGAGCUAUUCAAUGUAUACGAUCGAGCACCAAAGCCAGUAAAGCAAGCAAUUCAUCGGCAAAUACCUGUUCUAGUCCGGACGGUCGGACAAUCUUCCCCAGAAUUACUAAGUAUCAUCUCCGCUCCUCCACAGGGCUGCGAAAACUUGUUACUACAGGUCCUACAUGUUCUGACUGAAGGAACCACGCCAUCGCCGGAACUUAUCAAAACGAUAAAACAGCUCCACGAGACCAGGAUAAAGGACGCGGUAUUUCUGAUCCCAAUCUUGUCGUCACUUUCAAAAGAAGAGGUUCUUCCAAUUUUUCCGCGGUUGGUUGAUCUACCACCGGACAAGUUUCAAGUUGCACUGGCGCGUAUCUUGCAGGGCUCUGCGCACACAGGUCCUGCUUUGACACCUGCCGAAGUGCUCAUUGCUCUUCACGGUAUAGAUCAGCAACGUGAUGCAGUUCCUUUGAAGAAGGUCACGGAAGCUUGCUCGGCAUGCUUGCAACAGCGAAAUGUCUUCAAUCAGGACGUUUUAGCGAAAGUCUUGAAUCAGUUGGUGGAACAAACACCUCUUCCAAAGCUAUUUAUGCGAACUGUCAUUCAAGCUGUUGGAACGUUUCGGUCUUUGGUGGGUUUCGUCAUGGAUAUUCUACUCAGACUUGUCAACAAGCAGAUCUGGAAGACUCCUCAAUUAUGGGUUGGAUUCCUCAAGUGCGCGAGCGAAACCACACCGCAUUCCUUUCGUGUCUUGCUACAGCUUCCAACCGCGCAGCUCGAGAACGCUCUCGUGAAGCAUCCAACGUUGAAAACGCCGUUGGCCGCGCAUGCGAGCCAGCCGAGUGUCCGGUCCUCCGUUCCCAGGUCGUCGCUGGUAUUGCUUGGAGUGAUCCAGGACGACGUAACAGCGGUCGAGGCGGCUAGUGCGCCAUCAUCGUCAGGGAAUGCUCCACAACAGUGAAAGGGAGGACACGCUCGUUCACACGCACGCGGACUCCAAACCAGGCACUCAAUUUUGUUGAUAAAAUCUUUAAUGCGAAUAUACUACGUCCCCAUCCAGCCGUGCGUAUCCGACGGCGGUCA